UUGUGAUUGGUCCCUCCCUUACCAACCUCCUCCCUGCCUUCCCACUUUGGGAGCUCGUGGUAGUCCUCAUACCUCAUCAGGAUCGUGGACUCCCUCGCACCCGUGCCCGCCAUGGGGUCUUGAGAGCGGGUUGGGGAGCUUGAUGAUGAUGAUGAUGACGAUGACGAUGAUGACGAUGCUCCAGACCUCCACGCCUUUCUCCGUCAAAGACAUCCUAAAAGCUGGACAACAGUACCCCCCCGUCGCCACGGUCCACUACCGCAGGCCCCCGCCACCCUCCUGCAUGCUGUCCCGGGACAGCCCCCCGGCGCCUCCGGCCCCGCCGCCGCCCUUCUCGGACCCCGGGCGCUCGGUGUUCCUCGGAGCACUGGAGGAGGACGAGGACGAGGAAGAAGACGGCGCGGUGGGUAGCGGACUGACACCGGACGGGUACCCGCACCGGGGGGCCCCACGGGGUCCCGAGGGGGAGGCCCCCGAUGGCAUGGAUGAGCCGGAGAGCAAACUUGGCGGUCCGUCGUCCCGGGACGACGGCUCCUCCUCGGAGGGCGCCCGGCCGACGAGUCAGCCGAAGCCGCGCAGCCGUCGCCGGCCCCGGGUGCUCUUCUCGCAGGCUCAGGUGCUGGAGCUGGAGCGUCGCUUCAAGCAGCAGCGCUACCUGUCGGCGCCCGAGCGCGAGCACCUGGCGUCGGCUCUCAGGCUCACCUCCAACCAGGUCAAGAUCUGGUUCCAGAACCGUCGCUACAAAUGCAAACGUCAGCGGCAGGACAGGACCCUGGAGGCGGCCGGCCAGCACCACCAAGCUCCGCUUCCGCCGCUGAGGCGCGUGGCCGUGCCGGUGCUGGUCCGCGACGGGAAGCCGUGCCUCGGCGGCGGGGGAGGGGGCUCGACUCCCGGCUACCCGAGCGCCGCGGCGCCGUACGGUUACGCGGCGGGGAGCUACCCGGCCUACGUGUACGGGGGCCCGGCGUACCAGAGCAACUCCAGCUGCGCGUACGGUGGCCUGCCCGGAGCCGUGGCCGGGGCCGGGGCCGGGGCCGGGCCCGGGUCCGCCUCGGCCUGCCCCAGCGCCUUCGUCAACUUGGGCGGCCUGCAGGGGCCCUCGGCGCCGGCCCACAACCACCAGGGAGGCGCGCCGUGCCAGGGCAUCCGGGCCUGGUAGAAAAGAGAACCUCGUUAAUGAGCUCAUUAAAAAUAGGACUGAUGACGUCAUGGUGUGGGAGAGGACUCGUGAUGCUUUUUGAAAGUUUUGAAACACUUCUUUUUGUUGUUGCUUUGGGUUGCGGAGACUUUCACAAUGAUUCCAAUAAAGAAGAAAAUACAACAAAAUGGCGCAUGGUUUAGUUAUUGGACUUGACUUUUAUAUAUAUAUAUAUAUAUAUUUUUUUUUUUUUUCUUUAAGUCAAAAUAAAUGAUACACCACCAUGGUUUUUAGUAGACCUGCUAUUUUUUGUGUGUAUUUUGCUUUCGGUUAAACUUUAAAUUACAUUUUUUUUCUUAUUAGUAAAUUUGGUGUUUUCUUUUUUUUUUUUUUUUAAAUAAAAUGUGUUAUUUUUUGUUUUUAGCUGAUUUACUAUUUAUUUAUUUUUUUAGAUGUCUUCUCUUUUUUGGGUGUAUUUGUUGUAGUUUCUUAGCUGAUUUUUUGUUUUCCUUUUCUGGUAUAUUUGUGUUGUUUUAAUUUUUCGGGCAGAUUUCUUUUAUUGUUUAUAUAUUUUUUUGUUUUCAUUUUAGUUGAUUUCUUGCUGGUCUUUUUCAGCAGAGUUGUUAUCUUUUUUGAUGUUUUUCUUUUGGUUUUCCUUUUUAGAAGAUUAGCUGUUGUACCCUUUGUCCCGGUACUAGUGUGAGUUUAAAAAAAAAAUAAAUGUUCCAAACCAG
Phyllopteryx taeniolatus (common seadragon) is the source of this 1872-nucleotide messenger RNA. Its product is annotated as homeobox protein Nkx-2.3-like. The transcript has 2 exons. The record is from RefSeq and is a predicted model, not a curated record. Gene Ontology annotation, biological process: regulation of transcription by RNA polymerase II; cell differentiation. Gene Ontology annotation, molecular function: RNA polymerase II cis-regulatory region sequence-specific DNA binding; DNA-binding transcription factor activity, RNA polymerase II-specific. Gene Ontology annotation, cellular component: nucleus. Lineage: Eukaryota; Metazoa; Chordata; Actinopteri; Syngnathiformes; Syngnathidae. The coding region runs from base 143 to 1159 and encodes 338 amino acids.